Molecule: messenger RNA, 1256 nt
Organism: Dendrobium catenatum
Lineage: Eukaryota; Viridiplantae; Streptophyta; Magnoliopsida; Asparagales; Orchidaceae
Product: NEP1-interacting protein 1
Exons: 6
Coding region: 288-1001 (237 amino acids)
Source: RefSeq, a predicted model, not a curated record
ACUCAUCUCCAUCGAAACUUCCUAACUUUAAGCCAACUAAAAAAUCUAAGAAGAAAAAUCCCAUCUUGACCAGUCGACUCGUUUUCAUUUCCAGGAUUUACACGCGAGAAGUGUUGGUCCAAUUCAAAACUCUCGAAGAAAAUUUCAACUUUCAAUAAAAUGUCUCAGAUUGGCCGUUGUUUCAGCCGUCUCUCGAAGAAAAAUUUAUAACUGAAUUCAUCGGACUCAACGGUUGGCUCAUCCCUUCCUCGAACGCGCAAGUUUGCAUUUAUUACGCACAAGCGGACAUGGAUUUCUUUAUUUCGUCUCCACUUCCUCAGCCUCCUCUUUCUUCGCCGCCCGUUGAUGUGUUUGUCGGCGCCGGAGUAAGUGAUGAUGAAAGCUCCACAGCUUCGAAGAUUGUGGAACGAGUCAUCGUUGGUGUAAUCACUUGCUUUUUCGCUUUAGUUGGUGCUCCAAUUGGCGCUGUUACAGGAGCAUUGAUUGGCCUUGCAACAGAGACUGGGUUUGUUAGGGGAGCUGGAAUUGGAGCCAUUUCUGGUGCUGUUUUCUCCAUUGAGGCUGUUGAAUCCUCUGUUGCUCUCUGGCGUUCUCAUGAAUCUGGAAUUUGCAGUAUUCUCUAUGUGGUUGACAUCAUAUGCAGCCUUUUGAGUGGAAGACUUGUCCGUGAGAAAGUUGGUCCUGCAGUUCAAAGUGCAGUGCAGAGCCAGAUGAGCGCUUUGGAACUUCCUUAUGUUGAAGCCCUUGAUAUCUUUGAAAUUGGUGACACUCACGGCAUGUCAAAAGAUUCUGUAGAUCUGUUGCCAAUGCUUAAAAUCACUUCAGAAAACAACUUGGAUUGCUCUGGAGAUAGGAUUAGCUGCUCUAUUUGUUUGCAGGAAAUCCAAGUUGGGGAAACAGUGAGGAGUUUGCCAUAUUGUCAACACAUGUUUCAUUUGCGCUGCAUUGAUGGCUGGCUUGUCAGGAAUGGCUCUUGCCCUCUAUGCAGGAGAGAUAUCUGAUCUUCUUAUACAGUUUUAUUACUUGACCUGUAAAUUCUUUUCAUUCUUUUCUUUUUCAUAUUUUGUGAGUUUUUUCUUUGUGAAUAUUUGUCCUUUUGAAGGAUCCCUGCCUGUUUUCCUUCUGGAGAAAAUUUGGGUGAUCUAAAAAGGAUUUGCUUUAUGGAGAUCUUUGUAAUUUUUGGCUGUAUCAUUUACUGCUGGUUUAUUUCAGGAAUGAAAAUUGAUGUGAAUAAGGAUAGAAUAUUUAUGCUUCAA